GGGAAGGGUCCCUUUGAGGCGGGUCCAGGAUCCUUCUGCCAAUUCUAUUGGUCUCCUGAAGACCAACCGAGCUCUUCUGGUUGGCCGGCGCACUUCCGUCUCCGCUCAAGGCCCGCCUUCUGUCUGUGCGCUGCAGACAGACCAUGGCCCUGAGAGCAUGCGGCUUGAUCAUCUUCCGAAGAUGCCUCACUCCCAAGGUGGAUAACGGUGCGAUCGAGUUUCUUCUGCUACAGGCAUCGGAUGGCAUUCAUCACUGGACUCCUCCCAAAGGCCAUGUGGAUCCAGGAGAGAAUGACCUGGAAACAGCCCUAAGGGAGACUCAAGAGGAAGCAGGCCUAGAAGCAAGCCAGCUGACCAUCAUUGAAGGGUUCAGAAAGGAGCUCAAUUAUGUGGCCAGGGGGAAGCCCAAAACAGUCAUUUACUGGCUGGCAGAAGUGAAGGACUACAAUGCGGAGAUCCGCCUCUCCCAUGAGCACCAAUCCUACCGCUGGCUGGGGCUGGACGCGGCCUGCCACUUGGCCGAGUUCCAGGAGAUGAAGGCGGCCCUCCGGGAAGGACACCAGUUCCUCUGCUCCACAGCGACCUGAAGCCACCAGAGCAGAAGUCCUUUGCUUUGCUAGGGUCUUCUAUCCUCAGGCCCCCUGAAGAGUGUGCUGCUGUCAGGCUCAUCACAGCAAAGAACAGACGCUGUGGUGAAAUCAGCCAAGGCCUCUUCAAUGGAAGUAAAUAAAACAAAAGAAAAUCUCACCUCAGUGAGUGUGUCAGUAAACUUCAAGCAGCUUCACAGUC
Messenger RNA from Ochotona princeps (American pika), 789 nucleotides. It is a transcript of the gene NUDT2, whose product is annotated as nudix hydrolase 2. Lineage: Eukaryota; Metazoa; Chordata; Mammalia; Lagomorpha; Ochotonidae. Gene Ontology annotation, biological process: ATP biosynthetic process; AMP biosynthetic process. The record is from RefSeq and is a predicted model, not a curated record. Bases 144 to 587 code for a protein of 147 amino acids. The transcript has 3 exons. Gene Ontology annotation, molecular function: bis(5'-nucleosyl)-tetraphosphatase (asymmetrical) activity.